AUGAGCAAACGACAAAUUGUUAAUGUAAAACUUAUAGCUACUGGUUCAAUUUUGCCUAAUUUACACUAUAGCAUCAAUGCAAUUCACUGGUGUACCGUGAGAGGUGAUGUUGAUUUAACUAAUGAAGUUAUGUUGAAAAAUGAGUUUAGUGAUAUUGAAAGUUCCUCCAGCAAAGCAAUUACUUCAUUGUACCAAAAAUUAAAUCCUCUUUCAAAUACCAAGUAUUCUGGUCCAAUAGUAUUAGGUUGGGAGGAUGAGAGCAAUUUAGAAGCAUCAUUGGAAGAUGUGCAAUUUCGUCCAUUUGUUAUCAAAGUAGACAAAUUUAAAAUUCAUAUUAUAUCAUUGGGAAUUUCUAAAAAUGCUGAUAUAGAUGGAGCAGGAAUAGGAUACAUGUCAUCUUUUAUUGGCAAAUAUAAAAAGCAAAGAUCAAUGUUUGUUCAAAAAAUUGAUCAAGAUGGAUGUCAUAUAGAUAUUUAUGAAAAAAAUAUUAAAAUUGAAAGUUUUGUUGGUUUGACACCAGUUGAAAAUCAAAAUACUAUUAUUGAGCUGAAUGUAGCUUUAAAAAACCUUUAUCCUACAGGACAUGUGUUUAAUCAAUGUGAAAUAGAGGCAUGGCAACCAAUGUUGAAAGCCACUGGGUGUACAAAGAUAUCACCUUUUGAAAAAAAUCAAUCAAUGUGUGAAUUCUGGACACAAGCAUUUGAUCCAUCUAAUGAUAAAAUUACAUUGAAGUGCUAUAUGAAAACCAAUUUCUCAACUCAAAUCCUUCUGAUGUCUCUAGUUCAAGCAAUGAAUUUUGUCCAUGGAAAGAUUUCAGCAGAACGUAUUCCAUCACCACUCAGAUACAUAUUCCAGUGGUUUAAAAUCUUGGCCGAGAUUGCUUUAGAGAAAAAAUUUGAAGAGCGCAAGAUUGGUUUAACUCUUCAUUUUGAACAAGAACAACGAUGGAGAUUUAGCGUAAAUUUUAUUUUUGACUGUAUAAAUCAACAAAAUGGAGAUUUCGUUUUCAAGCCUACAACAAACGGCCAAGACAAUAAUGAGAACGAAUUGCAGAAUAAUAAAUUUUUUCAUUCAACAAUCUUACGCAAACCUACAUUAUGGAAAGUUACUUAUAACGACAAUGUCAACAACGACAACGAUAAAGAAGACGAGAAGUCACAAGCUUAUGUUAAUUUAUUACAAAAAUCAUGUCAAUUGUCGAUAAAAUCAAGAAAUCAAACUUUCCAAAAAAUUCAAAAUGUUUAUAGAAUCGGUAACGGUUCAAAUCAUCUUAAAGUUCCAUACAAAUUCACCUAUUCAACCAAAGACAACGACAGUAACGAAGUCAACAGAUUAAGAUCACGCGGUGGUGAUCGUAUAAUGAAUCCUUUAUCAUUCGAAUGUUCACCUAGUUUCUUUUAUCCACAAGAAUCAACAGCUCACAGGUUGCUGAUGUCAAUAACAAAGCAUAAACCAAUUUUAAGACAAUCAUUGAAAUUGUCAUCAACUAAAAAAUCUAUCAUAGCCACAAGCACCACAAACUCCACCAUACCUCCACCAUCACCUAGAAACUUCACAUAUUCUCCACCCUUUCAAUCAGAAACAAACCCUUCAAGAUUAGAAGAAAAGAAAAUUUUAUUCAAAAUUCCUUCAAAAUGGGCACGGGGUCCAAGAUAA
Messenger RNA from Entrophospora candida, 1656 nucleotides. The record is from the annotation of a GenBank genome assembly. Lineage: Eukaryota; Fungi; Glomeromycota; Glomeromycetes; Entrophosporales; Entrophosporaceae.